AUGAGUUCAACUACAAAUCAACAACCACCAUCAAACAUUACUGAAGAACAAAAACAAAAAACAGAUGAGCACGGUGUGCCGCUGUGGAUUCUUGCGCCUACCGAAGAAAAAACAUUACUGAAAGAGCACCAGGCUUGGACAGAGAAGAUGUGUGAAAAGGAGUUUUCAAACAAAAAAGAAGCAAUGGUGCAGUGUGUUGCACACUACGGAUCGCCAGCCAUGUUUAACAAACUGCGCGAAGCAUACAUUGAGCGCAAGAUUUCAUAUCGUGAGAAGCUUGACCAAGAGAACAAGACAUUAUGA
Magnusiomyces paraingens is the source of this 303-nucleotide messenger RNA. RefSeq lists its product as uncharacterized. The transcript is spliced from 2 exons. The record is from RefSeq and is a predicted model, not a curated record. Lineage: Eukaryota; Fungi; Ascomycota; Dipodascomycetes; Dipodascales; Dipodascaceae. The coding region runs from base 1 to 303 and encodes 100 amino acids.